GAGAGCAACAAAUGGAGAGUGAGAUAGAGAAAGAAAGCUAGAUCGAUGCAGAAGAGGGAGAGUUUCCGACUUCAGGGGAGGUUUUCCCGUUUGACGGGACAGGGUCUCAUCGUCUUCUCCGACGAUUUCAGGUCUGGUUCAAGCCUCACUGUCUUCCCUGGAGAUUUUAUGUUUGGUUGGAGCCCAUCGUCUUCUCUUGCGAUUUCAGGUUACAUUCCUGGAUUUGAGAAAUAUGGGGUUGUUUCUUCACAAAUUCAUAAAGGGAUAUAUGAAGAAACAGGUUUUAGGAAAGCAUAACAUGAAAGGGGUUUGGUGCUUCAAAUAUGAUGGUUGGUGAGGUUAAACCAACUGAUUAUUUCUUUCUAGCGGUCCGAAUCGUGUUGUAAUUCCUAAACUCAAUGAGAGCAGCAAUGUGCUUUUCACACUUUCAACUUCCUAGAUGCCAAAUUCAUACCUUUUCUUGUUCUUGGUGGGAAAAGGUCCAUAAUUUUAGCAGGAGAGGAGAAAAGAGUUGUAAGUUUCCGUUAUUUGGCUCCACUAUUUAUGGCCUUCAAGGGGGGAAUAAUAGAAGAUGGAGCCAGAAAUCUCUAUCUACAAACACAGAAGGAAAGAACAUCCUAAGCAGAAAAACAAAUAACAUUGGCCAACAAAUAGCAGAUGUAGCAAGUUUGACACAUAACACUUUGAAUACAAGUAGAGUAGAAAUCAGUGAAAGUAAAAGCAUUCAUAUUGAAGAGAAGAUUUCAGAGAACAAUGAUAUAUCAAAGCUUAUAACCAUUAUUGUCUUUGAUAUCGAGACCACUGGAUUUAGUCGAGAGAAGGACCGCAUCAUUGAGAUUGCGUUGCAGGAUCUUAGUGGGGGAGAAAAUAGUACCUUUCAGACACUUGUAAAUCCUGAUAAAUACGUCCUAAAUUCGCAUAUACAUGGAAUUUCAUCCUAUAUGGUCAAUAAACCAGGUGUCCCAAGGAUGAAAGACUUGAUACCCAUCUUGGUUCAGUAUAUCAAAAGCCGUCAGAAACCCGGGGGUCAAAUAUUAUUAAUCGCGCACAAUGCCAAGGCCUUUGAUGUCCCCUUUCUGAUCAGUGAAUUCAGCCGCUGCUCCCUUGAAAUCCCUUUAGAUUGGUAUUUCAUGGACACAAUGUCUCCUGCUCGUGAAGUAAAGAAACGCGAAGGAUCAAAACUUGCUUCGAAUUCACUUCAAGCCCUUAGGGAGCAUUAUGAGAUCCAAGAGAUGGGCAAAGCUCACAGAGCCAUGGCAGAUGUAAGCGUGCUGGCUUUGGUUUUACAGAGGAUGACUCGAGACCUGAAACUGACGGUUCCCGGUCUGGUUCAAAAUUAUGCAUUCACGGCCUCGGAAAUAAUCAACAACUCAAAGAAGAAGAAGAAUUCAAAAUGAAGAGAAUGUUGGUGUUUUAGCUUUUAUAUCUUAGAUUUUCAGAGGUAUGUUGUAACUGUUGUUAUUCUAUGGAUUUAUCAAUUACAGAAAGCUAGUGUUGAAUGGC
This is a messenger RNA of Cynara cardunculus var. scolymus (artichoke), 1503 nucleotides long. RefSeq names its product exonuclease DPD1, chloroplastic/mitochondrial. Gene Ontology annotation, cellular component: cytoplasm. NCBI's taxonomy places the organism in Eukaryota, Viridiplantae, Streptophyta, Magnoliopsida, Asterales, Asteraceae. Gene Ontology annotation, biological process: DNA catabolic process. The transcript is spliced from 5 exons. Gene Ontology annotation, molecular function: nucleic acid binding; 3'-5'-DNA exonuclease activity. The coding region runs from base 399 to 1397 and encodes 332 amino acids. The record is from RefSeq and is a predicted model, not a curated record.